Leptidea sinapis is the source of this 3341-nucleotide messenger RNA. RefSeq lists its product as uncharacterized. NCBI's taxonomy places the organism in Eukaryota, Metazoa, Arthropoda, Insecta, Lepidoptera, Pieridae. The transcript has 10 exons. The record is from RefSeq and is a predicted model, not a curated record. The coding region runs from base 107 to 1240 and encodes 377 amino acids.
UCAGUACGACAGUCGUUAGCGCGCACGACGCACGGCGCACGCGCAGUGAAAUAGUGUCGCCAUAUUUGUUCAGCUGUCAAAUUCCGGUGCAAGUAUUAUCACUGUAAUGAUGUGGAGUUUCAAGAUGGCGGUUGUACAACUUAUUUUCUGCUUAAGUCUCGUCCAUAUUACAUUUGCUAAGGGUUCGUCAGCGCUGAUAGAAUGCACGCCCGAAUACAUGAAAGUCACCAUUCCUAUGGAUGGAGACAGGAAUAUAUCUUAUCUAGACCAACUUAAAGAUUACUCACCAUGUCAACCAAUAAAAGAAGGAUCUACACAUAUAUACAUGCUGGAUCUACAGAACUAUCCCAAGUGUGCUGUGAUGAGGAUUCUCAAUAAAAUUACGGGGAAACGGACCUACUACCACAAGAUAGUUAUAGAAAAUGCAUCACGUGAUAAGGAAACGGUGAUAGUGAGGUGCGAGGUGACGAAUAAACAACACACACUUGCCAGAAGGGCUGUGGAACCUUUCCCUUUGGACUUUAGCGAGCCAGACGUACUGGAUAUCACAAGAUACGAAGAGGGCCGAGCACCGGAACCAAUAUUGGGAGCGAUUGUCAAACAAAACGGAAAGCAAGUAUCAGGCGAGAUAUCCGUUAGCCCUGGAACACCCCUCUCGAUGGAAAUAUUCCUGGACAACUCUUCGGCACCAGUUUAUGGCUUGUUGGUCAACUACAUGCAUGUUACUGACACUGGAAAACAGCAGGAAACUAUUAUAUUUAACGGAUGUUCUGUGGACCCGUAUCUAUUUGACAACUUCCUGACAAAUGACGGUGAUAACUUAACGGCUAAGUUCAGAGCCUUCAAGUUCCCGGACACAACGUACGUGCAAUUUAAGGGGACAGUCAAUGUCUGCUUGGAUAAAUGCCAGGGGGUGCAAUGCAGCAAUGGCGUGACUGGUUUUGGAAGAAAGCGUCGUGAGAUAUCGAGUACGAAUGCGAACAAAGUAUACGAGGUGUCGUUGACAACAUUCAUCAAGGUGGACUAUCUCGACGGGAACAAAGAAGCAGAGGACGUCUACGCGCUGUUGAAAAAUUUAAAAGUAGCCAAUCAGAUGCUAGGAGACUCUGAAGCAAGUAACGCUACUGUGGUAGAACCUACCAUAGACUACGGAAUUCUAUAUACAGCCACGGCGAAUGCAAACAGUUUCGAAUUUAGCGUUUCACUACUUAUUGUAUCACUUAGCUUGCUAUUUAAAUAGUUACUAAUUUAGUUAGUCGUUAGUCGGUACAAUUAUUGUAAGCCAUUAAUUAAAACUUAAAAUAAGUCUAUGGCUAAAUUUUUAUUCAAGGUUUAAGUUCUUUUUACAACGAACGAAAUAUAUUCACAAUUAAAUACUCAUAAUUGUAUAAAAUUUAUGUUUUUCAGCAAUUUCUACCAUAAUAACAUUCUAAUUUUUCUAAUCACCAAAAUAGGCUAAGUACCAAUAUUUUGAUUUAUAUAAUUUACCUCUAAUAUAGAUCAAUCAUCCGUCCCUAACUUUAGAGUAAUGUUAAAUAAUAUACAAUUAAGUGCCUUCCUAAUUAAGUUAAUGCAUCAGCAUUUAAAGUUCACUAGUCCUAAAAUAAUUACUAAAAUCUACCAUUACCGUAGCUUUCUGCCUUUUUUAAUUCGGCAGCACUGACUAAAUUAAGUGUAAUCACAGUGGCGUGAAAAAGACAUUUGAAUUUGGUUGAUAUGUAGAAAAUUUUUAAUAUUAUAAUAUUAUGCUUUGAACGAAUGAGUUUAUAUUUAUUUUCAUCACACUUGCUCGUAAAUUGGAUCUUAGAAAUAAGUGUUUUAUGAUAUCCGGGUUCAGAAGUUUUCUUAAUUUUAUUACUAAGAUGAAUAAAUAAAACUUUUGAACAAAAAACAAUUAUUAUAAAUAUAACGUAAAUAUUACUUAUCUUUUUUGGAUGGGUGGUUGAUUACUACAAUAUUUUUUCACGCAAGUGUGUUGAAAAUCUUAUAAUGAACCGCGUGUGUAUUUGCACAUCAUAACACCCUCGAUUUCCUUAUCGCUCUCGUCUGCGACGCGCGAGCAUACCACACGAGUGUAAUGACCAGGGAGCGUACAUUUCAUGCCCGUUUCGUCAUAAUGACGUAUUAAUAUAAACACACAGGAUGUUACAAAAAAUGUAGUGACAGAUAGUCUAUCAAUCCUCUCAAUCUUUCCAUCCUGUAUGUAGUUUGGCGUCAUACGCCUGUCAUCGGCAUGAUAUGUACGCUCCCUGGUAAUGACCAAUAUAGCACACUAGUUUCGUCAUGUACUAUUAUAAUACUUUAUUGACAAUGUGAUGAAGAGUGGCCUUUAUUUCCUGAUAAACCUUUGGUAGAAUCUCUAUAUUUACUUUUGGAAUAGGAUUGAUUUACUUAAGUUUUAGCUCACGUAGCUUUAUGGAAUAAGCAAAGGAACUAGCACUAUUGACUAUUUUUGUUAGUCACACUUUUUAAUAUCUUAAUUAUAUAUUUUAUCACCACAUUGUAAAUUUUGGCUUUAUUAAAAAUGGCAAGAAACUCAAUGCCACUAUUUUAAAACAUUGACUGCGUCAGCAUUUUAAAAAAAAGCACUUUACAGAUUUACCUGAGCUGGGAUAUUCACUUAAUAAUAAAGUUGUAUUUAUUGUUGCUGAAUAUUUGUUACAGUAAAUUAAACUUAAAAAGUAUGUCAUAUAGUGCCACCAACUUAUCUGUUCAGUACAGCUGCGUCUGUCGCCAUUUUGACAACGUUUGUUUUGUAAUUCCACGAUACACGGCUAAUAAUUAUUUUAGCGUUUUGUCUUUAUGGCAAUACCGAAUUUACAACUAGAAACGCUCCGAACAUGUUGGGGAAUGUAGUAGUAUAAUAAAACCUCAUUAUGACAUAUUAUGACAGUUGCAUAUGUGUACUGACUUCUGACGUGUUUAGCAUGUGAUCUAGAGUUUUAGUGGGAUUUUAUUCAAAUUCGAUUUACUAUUGAAACAACUUUUAAAAUUGACGAAUAAAACAAACAUAUUGUUAUAUGUAUUACAUGAUCUCUUAAAAUAUAUAUAUUUUUAAUAAUACCCUAAAGGAACUAAAUAAACUAUUUUGAGAGUGAAGUGUUAGAUUAAACAAUCGAAUCCAGAUGUUUUUUAAUCAAAUAAUGCGUCUUUUUUACUUUAGGCCGCUUUUCAGUGUAGCUUUGUUUGAUAUUUAUUUAAUAAAAAAAAUAUCGAAAGAACAAAUAAAUUGGGUAAAAUAAAUUUCGUAAAUAUCACUCAUUACUAGUACUAAGAUUAUAAGAUGGCGGUGCUUGUAUUAUUAAUGUGAUUUUUUAAUACAAUACAAUAUUAACAGACUA